AAAUCACAAAUGUGCGCAGCUCCAACAGGCCAUUUCUCCGCAGCAAGCAGGUAGGGAGAAGAGUGAAGGGAAAAAAUGACGACUAGGUUCAAGAAGAACAGGAAGAAGAGAGGUCACGUGAGCGCCGGGCACGGUCGUAUCGGGAAGCACAGAAAGCACCCUGGCGGUCGCGGUAACGCCGGAGGCAUGCACCACCACAGGAUCCUCUUCGACAAGUACCAUCCCGGUUACUUCGGUAAAGUCGGCAUGAGGUACUUCCAUAAACUUCGUAACAAGUUUUAUUGUCCUAUUGUCAACAUCGACAAGCUUUGGUCCAUGGUUCCUGAAGAUGUCAAAAGUAAAGCCAACAAAGACAACGUUCCUUUGAUCGACGUCACACAGUACGGUUACUUUAAGGUUUUGGGUAAAGGUGUUUUGCCUGAGAAUCAACCUGUUGUCGUUAAGGCCAAGCUUGUCUCCAAGAAUGCGGAGAAGAAGAUUAAGGAAGCUGGUGGGGCUGUUGUGCUCACUGCUUAGGUUUUUUGAAUUUAGUAAUUUUAUGAUAUUUUUGUUUAAGUGGUUGAAUACUGUGAUUUUAUGAGUAAUUUUGGAUGUUUUUAUUAUUGUUAAAUGCAUUUGGACCGUUUCGAUCA
This is a messenger RNA of Pistacia vera, 632 nucleotides long. Its product is annotated as 60S ribosomal protein L27a-3-like. Gene Ontology annotation, cellular component: ribosome; cytosolic large ribosomal subunit. The record is from RefSeq and is a predicted model, not a curated record. The coding region runs from base 76 to 516 and encodes 146 amino acids. The transcript has a single exon. NCBI's taxonomy places the organism in Eukaryota, Viridiplantae, Streptophyta, Magnoliopsida, Sapindales, Anacardiaceae. Gene Ontology annotation, molecular function: structural constituent of ribosome. Gene Ontology annotation, biological process: translation.